Dentiscutata erythropus is the source of this 1761-nucleotide messenger RNA. NCBI's taxonomy places the organism in Eukaryota, Fungi, Glomeromycota, Glomeromycetes, Diversisporales, Gigasporaceae. The record is from the annotation of a GenBank genome assembly.
AUGCACCUUGGACCUAAUGAGGAAAUAUUAGAAGGUGCAAUAAAAGACGAAGAAAUCUUUUUGAAUCCACCACCAGACACCAAUGAACUCCUCGAUCAUCCAGUUAUAUAUCCCAUUAGUGGCGAUUCUAUCAAACCUAGACAUUACAAAUUACUCAUAGCAAUAACUUCUCAUAUCAGAGAGAUCCGAACGAGAAAAUUAUUAAGAGAAUAUAUGUUUGGUAUUAAAGAUAAUUUAAGACCAUGUAUGGAAAAUAAUGGUGAUAUAUACUACAAAUUUUUAUUAAAACCUUAUCAACAAACUGAUAAAAAAAUACUAAGAGAUUUUACAGCGGAGUCUGUGGAAUUUGAUGAUAUUGAGGAGUUCCCAAAUCAAUCGAAAUUGAAUUGGCAAAAAAACUGUUCUUACAUGGGUACGUACAUGUAUGCUGUUCAUUUUAAUUUAAUAGAUCUUAUAAUAAUUGAAAUAAUAUUAUUAAAGAUCCAUUCACUCGAGAAACAAGAAAUCACUUACGACAAUAUCGUAAUUAUGGAAGAUCAUUCUGUGAUCAACCUUCAAAAACUUCUGACUAUACUGGAUUCUUCUGUAGUCAACACUCACGCCUUGACACCUAGACAGAAAUCUAACCUAAUAUGGGGUCGUUUCGAUACCGUGGAUAAAGAUGAAAUGUUUAUAAUCCUUGGUCCAGAGUCUGUGGCCACUUUACUCGAUCUUGACUAUUUCUUAAAAAGCAUUAACAACAACAACAACGGGAUAAAACAACGAAAACUUAAAAACAAAUUUGAAGAGACUGAAAAACCAAUAUUUAAUAUUAUAACUCGGGCGUAUCACUACUUUGUUGAACCAAGUCAUGUAGAUGAAAGUGAUUUAUUUUUCAUAAAUGAUAAUAUUGGACUGAUAGAAUGGCCGAACGCUGUUGAAAAUAUUCCAAUAGAAACAACGAUAGGGGUGGGGCACGUGUUUCUAGAAAGUGAAUUAAGAGAUGUAUUCACACGUUUAUCAAUUUCCAAAAUUACAGCCUGUGAUCCAGUUCCACGUAAAGGUGACAAACUAUCCAUAGCGGUUGUAUCAAGCAGUUUCGUAUAUGACAACAUGUGUAUGUUUCCUAUAGCAAACAUUCUAGCAGAAAAUAAACGCGAUUACGCUAAAAAACACGGAUAUUCAUUUGUGGGCCGCUCCGAAGAAUUUGAUCAACAAGCACAUUAUAAGAACCGACGUACCGUCUGGGGGAAGAUUGAUUCAGUUGAAAAAAUUUUACCACAUUACGAUUGGGUAUUUUGGUUGGAUAUGGACACUGUUAUUGCAAAUCAGUCUGUUACUGUUGAAUGGUUAUUCGAAAAAUUUACUGAAAUGGUUGGAGGAGCUGAUAAUUUUAAAAAGAUUAAUUUGGUGGUUGCCAGACCUAAACAAGAUGUUACUAUAAAUGCAGGUGUUUUCAUGAUUAGGAAUUCAGAGUGGAGUCGAAGAUUUUUAAGGACAAUACAGCAACGAAGAGAUCUUUAUCAUAUGCAUCAGAUGGAACAACGUGCAAUGUGGGAUCUCAUGAAUACUCCAGAUUAUAAAGAUGAGACACUUUUCCUUGAUAAAGAUGAUCAUACUUUCAAUACGUUUCCACACAUGUACGUUCCAGGUGAUUUUGUAGUUCACUGGGCACCGGAUGAUUGUCCCGUAAAACCCAUAUUAGAUGCUAUUGGAAAGUUUAAGCAAUACGAAAUGAAUAGAAACUUCAAGUUCACUCUUGACCAUCCCCCUGAUCAUUGA